Saccharomyces eubayanus is the source of this 939-nucleotide messenger RNA. RefSeq names its product chitin deacetylase CDA2 (gene CDA2). Gene Ontology annotation, biological process: carbohydrate metabolic process; ascospore wall assembly. The coding region runs from base 1 to 939 and encodes 312 amino acids. Gene Ontology annotation, cellular component: prospore membrane. The record is from RefSeq and is a predicted model, not a curated record. Gene Ontology annotation, molecular function: chitin deacetylase activity. Lineage: Eukaryota; Fungi; Ascomycota; Saccharomycetes; Saccharomycetales; Saccharomycetaceae. The transcript has a single exon.
AUGAAGAUAGAAAUAAAACGUGUUUCUUUGCCAAGUAUCGUUGUAAUCUCUUGCGCAAGUCGACUUGUUCGUGGAGAAUCGAAUCUGGGGGAUUUGAAACAGAUUGACUUCCAAUUUCCUAAACUAGAAAUAGCUGUUACAAAAACUCCUUUUCCAGAGUGGCUCACUGCGUUUACCGGGUUAAAGGAGUGGCCAGGAUUGGAUCCUCCUUAUAUACCUUUAGAUUUUAUUAAUUUUGAAGAUAUUCCUGAUUAUAAACUAUACGAUCAAAACAAUUGCCACGUCAAUCCAAGAGAUUCAUGCUCUUUCGAUUGCCAUCAUUGUGUUGAGCACGACGAUAUCUACACAUGCUCAAAACUCUCUCAAACAUUUGAUGACGGACCUUCUCCUUCUACCACCAAACUGUUAGACCAUUUGAAGCAUAACACUACAUUUUUCAAUCUAGGUAUAAAUAUUGUACAGAAUCCUGAUAUCUACCAUAGAAUGCAAAGAGAAGGACAUUUGAUUGGCUCACAUACUUGGUCUCAUGCAUAUUUGCCGAGUAUAUCAAAUGAAAAAAUAAUAGCUCAAAUAGAAUGGUCUAUUUGGGCAAUGAAUGCUACUGGCAAUCAUACUCCCAAAUGGUUCAGACCACCUUAUGGUGGUAUAGACAAUAGGGUAAGAGCAAUCACAAGGCAAUUUGGCUUACAAGCUGUUUUAUGGGAUCACGACACUUUUGAUUGGAGCCUCCUCCUUAACAGUACCUUAACGACAGAAGAGGAAAUUCUAAAAAAUGUAGCAACCUGGAAAAAUUCAUCUACAGGAUUGAUAUUAGAACAUGACUCAACAGAAAAAACUGUAGACCUUGCCAUCAAAAUCAAUGAAUUGAUAGGUAACAAUCAGUCAUCAGUUUCUCAAUGCGUCGGCGGAAUUGAUUACAUCAAAGAGUACCUGCCCUAG